Molecule: messenger RNA, 477 nt
Organism: Thlaspi arvense
Lineage: Eukaryota; Viridiplantae; Streptophyta; Magnoliopsida; Brassicales; Brassicaceae
Source: the annotation of a GenBank genome assembly
AUGAUAUGCCCCAACGUGUCCAUAAACCCCAAAUUGCUAUUUGCUAAUUUGCUAUCUCCCGUAACGUGGAUUAAAGAAGCUUAUAGCACAAGGAACACACGCAGGCAAAAUAAAGUAUGCUUUGGAGUAACCAACACUUUUUAUGCUCUACAGGAUAGGGAUGUGGACAGCUAUUUGGAUUCACAAGGCUUGAGUCCGGAUCAAUGUUGGAGAUCAAAAUACGAGGUGUUUCCUACCACAGAUGAGUUUAAUAGGAUGUUAAAAUCUUGCUGUAAGGAUGCAGCGUCCAAAGUUGUGGCUUCGUUCAUGGAAAUGUUGCUGAGGAACGGAAAGACACUAGAGACGUUUGUUGUAAAGUUGAAAUAUAUCGACGAAUUUGAUGAUGAUCCAAAGUGGUUUGAAGAGUUGCUUCAGAUUCCUCCAACACUUUGUAACAACAACAAUGUAUCUAUUGUGCUCAAACGUUAUUUUGGUUAA